Vicia villosa (hairy vetch) is the source of this 13449-nucleotide messenger RNA. RefSeq lists its product as uncharacterized. Gene Ontology annotation, biological process: proteolysis; DNA integration. Lineage: Eukaryota; Viridiplantae; Streptophyta; Magnoliopsida; Fabales; Fabaceae. Gene Ontology annotation, molecular function: nucleic acid binding; RNA-DNA hybrid ribonuclease activity; aspartic-type endopeptidase activity. The coding region runs from base 1 to 6303 and encodes 2100 amino acids. The record is from RefSeq and is a predicted model, not a curated record. The transcript is spliced from 5 exons.
AUGGAACAGAUUCAGGAACAGAUGGCUGAGAUGAGAGCUCAAUUGACAGAGCAGAUGAACGCGCAGAUGGCGCAGUUUAUGGAAGCAUUGACUAAUGUGACCAAGGGGCAGGAUGACUUGCGAGUUCUCGUCGAGAGCUCCAGAAGGAAUGAGAAUGGAGGACGUCGAGGGCUGUUUGACGAUGUGUCUGGCAGGAUUGACGAUCACCAUGAUCCGAAUGAGUUUGAUCACGUAUCGAGGCAUAGUGUUGAAGGUGCGCAUGAUGAGGUUGAAAGGUAUCGUCUGAUUGAAGAACGUCUCAGGGCGGUUGAAGGCAAAGGGGAUAGCUUGGCUGGGGCUUCUUUGGAAUGGUAUGUUCAACUCGAGCGCACUCAUAUCCAUUCUUGGAGAGAUCUUGUGGAGGCUUUCAUUAAGCAUUAUCAGUAUAAUGUUGACAUGGCGCCGAAUCGAACUCAACUUCAGAGUUUGGUUCAAGGUCCUAAAGAUUCCUUCAAGGAGUAUGCUCAGAAAUGGCGUGAGUUAGCUGCGAGGGUUCAGCCGCCAAUGACUGAACGUGAGAUGAUUGACAUGUUUACCAGUACUUUGUCUGGACACUACUACUUGGCUUGUAGUGCUUCAGCAAACUUUUCUGAAAUGGUGAGAUAUGGCGAGCGUGUUGAAAUGGGCCUCAAGAUGGGGAAAAUUCAGUUGGGAGCUUCUUCUAACUCCACUGGUGGUAAGAAGCAAACUGAAGGUUAUGCCAGAAGGAAAGAAGGCAAUGCAGAUGCCAUAUAUGGAAGAAGAGGUUCAGGGAGAAAUAAUUCACAGGUUAAUGCUGUCAUGAUCCCAGUACCACAACAACAACAUCAGCAGGGACAGCGUUCCAGUAAUGAUCGCUAUCCUCCCAGGACUAGGCCUCACAGAAAGAUUGAUCCGAUUCCUAUGACCUAUGCUCAGGUGCUGCAACAUUUGCUUAAGAUUGAAAAGAUUACUUUGAGAGAUGCUCCGAAUGCUCCGGACACACAAUCUCCGAAUUACAAUGCGAAUGCACGAUGUGCUUUUCAUUCAGGUGCUGCUGGGCAUGAUACCGAGAGGUGUAUUGCGUUAAAGAACAAAGUCCAAGAUUUGUUGGACCAAAAGAUUAUUCAGUUCAUUCCUACACCCAAUAUUGUCAAUAAUCCGAUGCCUGCUCACGGAGGUUCGGGUGUGAAUGCCAUUGAGAGUGAAGAGGUAAGGGUUGUAUCUGAAGUGAGCUGUUUGAAUUUUCCUCUUGUAUCUGUGAAGCAACAUCUGAUUAAUAGCGGUGUCUUCCCGGGCUGUGGUGUUGAUUGUGAGAAUUGCAAAAGUCAACCUGAAGGUUGUGCUGAUUUGAAAGGUGCCUAUUCAGAUACUGUCAGUAUCCCGUAUGAGGAACAACCAGCGGCGUUGAUGAUUACGGUGCCAGGGCCUAUUCCAUAUGAGAGUGAGAAGGCCAUCCCUUGGCAUUAUGGUUCAGACGUAUAUUACUAUGGCACGAAGGAAGAAGGCGAGCCAUCUAAAGAGAAGUUUGUUGAGGCCUCAGUUGCAAACACUGAUAACUUCGCCGGUACUGGUAGGAUCACUCGCAGUGGUAGGGUGUUCUCCCCUCAGCUUGUUCAAAACAAUGCAGAUGCUUUGGCUAAGGCCAAAGGAAAACAAGUAGUGCCCGAUGUCCAGAACUCUCCGAUUCAGAGUGGGGCACCUGAUAGUGCUGUGUCUUCCAAGGAUGUGGAGGAAUUAUUGAGAAUCAUCAGGAAGUCUGAUUACAAAGUUGUUGAGCAGUUGGGUCAGACCCAGUCAAAGAUUUCCAUCUUGCAACUGCUGAUGUGUUCAGAAGGUCAUAGAGAUGCUCUCUUGAGAAUCCUGAAUGGUGCUUACGUCCCGCAUGAAAUAUCUGUGAAUCAGUUAGAGGCGGUGGCCAAUAAUAUCUCCGCUGGGAACGGUUUGGGAUUUACGGAUUGUGAUCUUCCUCCAGAAGGGAGAAACCAUAACAAGGCUUUGCAUAUUUCGAUUGAGUGUAAGGGGACGACUUUGUCCCGUGUUCUGGUUGAUACUGGGUCUUCUUUGAACGUGCUUCCCAAAUCGGCUCUAAUGAGAAUUGACUAUGCCGGUGUGGAGUUAAGGCCUAGUGAGUUGGUAGUGCGCGCCUUUGAUGGUUCAAGGAGGUCUGUUUUCGGAGAGGUAGAUCUACCAAUCCAGAUUGGUCCUCAGAUCUUUACUACAACCUUUUAUGUGAUGGAUAUUCAACCUGCUUACUGUUGUCUGUUGGGACGACCGUGGAUUCACAAGGCUGGUGCUGUGACAUCCACUCUUCAUCAGAAGUUGAAGUAUCCGAUUGACGGUAAAGUAGUUACAGUUUGUGGUGAGGAAGAUUAUAUCGUGAGUCACUUGUCCUCUUUCCGAUAUGUGGAGAUCGAGGGUGAAAUACAUGAGACGCCUUUCCAAGCGUUUGAAGCUGUAAAUGCUGUGAGAACUCCUCCUUAUGAGAUAACGAAGCCAGAAACGAUUAUGUCUUCUCUGAAAGACGCUCAGGUUGUUGUUGAGACUGGAAAGGUGGAAGGCUGGGGGCAAGUAAUUGAUGUGCGUCCCAAAUUUGACAAGAAUGGUCUUGGUUUCAGUCCUGGAAAGCGUAUCGCAUCGCCAAAGCCUAAUAUCCUUAGCCCGAUCAAGUUUGUGAGUGGUGGUGUCAUUCAAGAUGGCCAGGUUAAUGCCAUUGUCAAUGGCGAGGAGGUGGAUAGUGACUGUGAUUUUGAUAGCUGGAUUCGUCCAAGUAUUCCUGGGGAGAUGCCUCGCAACUGGACAAUUGAAGAUGUCAUCCAAGUUACACAAGCUCAGGAAUGUUCCACUACCACGGAUUUCAUUGGUAACAGUUCCGCUAUUGCUUAUUAUGAUUUUGACAAUCCGAUCUACCAAGCCGAGGAGGAAGCUUAUGAAGAUUGUGAUCUCCCCGAUGAGUUGGCCAGAUUGUUGAAACAAGAAAAGAAAGCGAUUCAGCCGCAUCAAGAGGUAAUCGAGAUGGUAAAUGUUGGUACUAAAGAGCAAGUUCGAGAAGUCAAGAUAGGGGCUGCGCUUGAGAAUAGUGUGAAGCAGAGGCUUAUUACUAUGUUGAAAGAGUAUGCGGAUAUCUUUGCUUGGUCCUAUGAGGAUAUGCCUGGUCUCGAUACAGAUAUUGUGGUACAUCGUCUACCUCUCAAGGAAGAUAGUCCUCCUGUCAAACAGAAGCUUCGAAGGACUCGCCCAGAUAUGUCUGAGAAGAUUAAGAAAGAGGUUGAGAAACAAUUUGAUGCUGGCUUUCUGCAAGUUGUGAAUUACCCGCCAUGGGUUGCGAAUAUUGUUCCUGUGCCUAAGAAGGACGGAAAGGUCAGGAUGUGUGUGGACUACAGAGAUCUUAAUAGGGCGAGUCCAAAGGAUGAUUUUCCUCUUCCUCACAUUGAUGUGUUGGUAGAUAAUACUGCUCCUUUCAAAGUGUUUUCCUUCAUGGAUGGCUUCUCUGGGUACAAUCAGAUCAAGAUGGCACCAGAAGACAUGGAGAAAACAACGUUUAUCACACCAUGGGGAACUUUCUGCUAUAAAGUCAUGCCUUUUGGGUUGAAAAACGCAGGGGCAACGUAUCAGCGUGCCAUGGUGACUCUUUUUCACGACAUGAUUCACAAAGAGAUUGAAGUGUAUGUCGACGACAUGAUUGCAAAGUCUCACACUGAAGAAGAGCACUUGGUUCACUUGCAGAAAUUGUUUGAAAGGCUUCGGGAAUUCAGACUGAGGUUGAAUCCGAACAAAUGCACUUUCGGAGUGCGAUCCGGAAAGUUGUUGGGCUUUGUUGUUAGUGGAAAAGGUAUUGAGGUCGAUCCUGCGAAAAUAAAAGCUAUACAAGAGAUGCCUGAGCCGAGAACAGAAAAAGAGGUUCGUGGUUUCUUAGGGAGAUUGAACUACAUUGCUAGAUUCAUCUCUCAUCUUACGGCCACUUGUGAACCAAUAUUCAAGUUGCUAAGAAAGGAUCAGACGGCCAGGUGGAAUAAUGAUUGUCAAAAAGCAUUCGAAAAAGUGAAAGAGUAUCUGCAGGAACCUCCGAUACUAAUGCCUCCAGUUCCAGGAAGACCUUUGAUUAUGUACCUCACAGUUCUUGAAAAUUCAAUGGGAUGUGUGCUGGGUCAACAUGACGAGUCUGGCCGAAAAGAGCAUGCAAUAUACUACCUUAGCAAAAAGUUUACCGACUGUGAAUCCCGAUACUCACUGCUCGAGAAAACUUGCUGUGCUUUGGUGUGGGCUGCUCGCCGGCUGAGGCAGUAUAUGUUGGUUCACACCACUUUGUUGAUUUCCAAGAUGGAUCCUAUCAAGUAUGUUUUUGAGAAGCCCGCUCUUUCCGGAAGAGUAGCCAGGUGGCAAAUGAUUUUGACUGAAUAUGAUAUCCAGUAUACUACCCAGAAAGCCAUCAAAGGUAGUGUGUUGGCGGAUUAUCUUGCGCACCAGCCGGUCGAAGAUUAUGAACCGAUGAAGUUUGAAUUCCCCGAUGAGGAUGUGUUGUACAUCAGAGAUUGUAACAUUCCCGGACCGGAGGAAGGACCCGAACCAGGAUCGCGAUGGACGCUCGUGUUCGAUGGUGCCUCUAAUGCACUCGGGAAUGGUGUUGGAGUUGUAAUUACUUCUCCUUCAGGUUUUCAUAUUCCAUUUACAGCUAGAAUCUGUUUUGAUUGCACUAAUAAUAUGGCUGAGUAUGAAGCCUGCAUUUAUGGUAUCGAAGCUGCGAUCGAUUUGCGAAUCAAAUACUUGAAAGUUUAUGGGGAUUCCAAUCUUGUCAUUAGCCAGAUCAAUGGAGAUUGGGAAACUCGCCAUCAGAAUCUGAUUCCAUACAGGGAGCAUGUGAUGAGACUCAUUCCGUACUUUGAUGAGAUCACAUUCGAGCAUAUUUCUAGAGAAGAGAACAAUCUUGCUGAUGCUCUCGCUACUUUGGCUUCCAUGUUCAAAGUGAAAUGGGCCAAUGAAGCGCCUAACAUCACCAUCAACAGAUUGGACGAACCAGCAUUUUGCUUUGAGGCUGAUGUUAAGUUGGAUGGUAAUCCCUGGUAUCAUGAUAUCAAAAAGUUCCUCGAAACUCAAGAGUAUCCUCCCGAAGCGUCGGUGACUGAUAAGAAGUUUCUGAGAAGGUUUGCAGCUAAGUUUUACCUCAACGGUGGUGUAUUGUACAAGAGGCAUCAUGACGGUGUGUUGCUCCGAUGUGUUGUGAAGGAAGAAGCUUCAAAAAUCAUAGGGGAAAUGCACGAAGGCGAGUUUGGUACCCAUUCAAGUGGGCAUACAAUGGCUAAGAAGAUCUUGAGGGCUGGUUACUAUUGGUCCACUAUGGAAACUGAUUGUCAUAACCAUGUCAGAAUUUGUCACAAGUGCCAGAUUUAUGCUGACAAAGUCCACAUGCCGCCUGUGCCUUUGAAUGUUUUGACUUCUCCGUGGCCUUUUGCAAUGUGGGGCAUUGAUAUGAUUGGAGAGAUUAAGCCUACUGCUUCUAAUGGACAUCGCUUCAUUUUGGUUGCCAUCGAUUACUUCACCAAGUGGGUUGAAGCCGCAUCUUAUGCGAAUGUUACCAAACAAGUGAUUACUCGCUUUAUCAAACACAACAUAAUCUGUCGUUAUGGGAUUCCUGAGAAGAUCAUUACUGAUAAUGGAUCGAAUCUCAACAACAAGAUGAUGAAGGAGCUUUGUGAGUCCUUCAAGAUUAAGCAUCACAAUUCUUCUCCGUAUCGUCCAAAGAUGAAUGGCGUUGUUGAAGCGGCCAAUAAAAACAUUAAGAAGAUUGUGCAGAAGAUGGUAGUGACGUACCGAGAUUGGCACGAGAUGUUACCUUUCGCUUUGCAUGGUUAUCGUACCUCUGUGCGUACAUCGACUGGGGCAACUCCUUUCUCACUGGUUUAUGGUAUGGAAGCAGUAUUGCCAGUUGAAGUUGAGAUCCCUUCCUUGAGGAUUAUGAAAGACGUCGAGCUUGACGAGUCAGAAUGGGUACAAAAUCGGAUGGAUCAGUUGAACCUCAUUGAUGAAAAACGCUUAGCGGCCAUCGGACAUGGUCAGGUGUACCAAAAGAAGAUGAGGAAAGCUUUUGACAAGCGGGUGCGACCCCAAAGCUACAAGCCAGGUGAUCUGGUACUCAAAAGAAUCAUUCUCCCUCAAGGCGAUCCUCGAGGCAAGUGGACUCCGACGUAUGAAGGCCCCUUUGUUGUGCAAAAAGUAUUCUCUGGCGGCGCCAUGAUGCUUGCAACAAUGGAUGGCGAGAACUUUCCGCACCCUGUGAACGCAGAUGUAGUCAAAAAAUACUUCGCAUAGACCUGAUAAAAAAAAAAAGAAGAAAAGAAAAAAAGAAGAAAAGAAAAAAAAAGAGAAAAGAAAAUGAAUCAGGCAAAAGAAUGAAAAAGAAACAAAUAUACCCGCUAAGUUGAAAACCCGAAAGGGCGGCUUAGGCAAAAAAGGGACAAAAGCGAACGACUACAUCUCGCGUGCCACCAUGGCAAUCACUCUUCAUACAUGCUUAGGGCUCCCGACGGAGGGAUAAGCAAGACUCCGUGUUCUUGAGUUUGCACCUGGCAGCUCAAAUCCCUAAAGCAUUUUCUAAUUCCAAUCGUCGUGUUUAGGGCUCCCGACCGAGGGAUAAGCAAGACUCCGUGUUCUUGAGUUUGCACCGGGCAGCUCAAAUCCCUAAAGCAUGCACAACAUCCACUCACUUUGUUUAGGGCUCCCGACCGAGGGAUAAGCAAGACUCCGUGUUCUUGAGUUUUGCAUCGCUGGCAACUCAAAUCCCUAAAGGCGCUCACAAACCCCGUCGGGUCCACAAGUUUGGUGAUGUCAUAUCAAUCAGUUGUUAAAUUGGGCAGUGAUCAAUCCUAAUGAGUACGGUCUUCCAAAGCAAGGAGAUGAGAGCGUCGGAGUUAUAAAAGUGAUAGCGGGAUCGAAACCAAUGGAUAUCCGUUUCACAUUACCAUUUCUCUUGUACUCAAUAAAUGUGUGGUUACCUCUUACUAGGAACUACUUCUGAAAAGUGUUCGCUCUUUUAUGAGCAUUCCUUUUGCAAUUAAUAAAGAUCCUUUUUAUCUUAAACAACUGUUUUCUUUUACCGUUUUGUUUGCAUAAAACGUCCUAAGUUUGUGUUAAACUUUGCAUAUGAAAACUGCAUUGCUUUUACAAUACAUGAUUAGAAAUGAAACCUUUGAAUCUACUUCGAAGUUUUGUGUAACUGGGAUGGCAGGCUAAGAUACCAUGCUAUAUCCUGGGGCAUUUGCAUUUGUUUGUCUCGCAGGUACAUGAUUGCAAGCGCUUCGUAUCAGCAUAUCGGCGGACUUAAUCAUGAGAGAUUCUCACUCCCCAGCCGAGUGUUUCUUAAUGAAAGAUUCUCAUUCCCCAGCUGAGUACUUUCAGAUGGGACUUUCCUUGCUCCAGGAUUCUCAUAUCCUCAGUAAAGCACAUCUUAAUGCGAUCUCUGUGCUCCAGAAGCCUUAUUCCCGACGGAAUGCUUUCUCCCCAGUUGAAUCAUGAUGGAAUGGUGUCUGAUUCCCCAGCUAGCUCUUAAUGAGGUUCCUUGCCCGAGUUCCUCGUUCUCCCCAGUAGAGCGUUUUCUCUCCCCAACAGAUUGACCUGUUCUCCCCAGGAGAGUCAUCUUGUUCCCCAGAGGAGUUGUCUUAACAAAAGGUUCUUAUGCUAAGUCCUUAUCCCCAACGGAUUCCUCAUCUCAUCAGUGGAUCUUUGUGCAGAAGUAUUCAUCUUCCCCACCGAGUCUUUCCUCAGCAGAGAUUCGCAUGCAUCCUCAGCAGAAUCUGUUUCCUUCAAGGAUUUUCCCAGCGGAAUGCAUCAUACGCAAGCUAGUUGGUCACUCCCCAUCAGAGUUGUCUUCAUGACUUGCUCUUAUCUCCGUAUCCCCAGAAUGUCGAGAAUUUGCUUCUCCAAUGAAGUUUCUAGGGUAUUACCCAAGCAGAUAAGUGGGAUGUUCAUAUCCCCAAGCAGGAUUUAUUUCCCCAUACAGAGCUCGCAUCCAGAUUUGAUCGUCUCCAGCAGAUUUCUGAUCCAUCUUUGCCAGCUCGCAGUCGUGACCCUUGAUCACUCAUCUUGUCCUCCCCGCAGAGUUCUAUACUCUCUCCAGGACUUCUUCAGCAAUUCAGUGCUCAUCUGUUGCCUCCCUAAGCAACGUUCGGAUCAUGCAUCAUUUGCAUAGCAUUCUCAAAAGCGUGUAGCGUCUUCCUUCUCGGGAGCGUUAUUCUAUAAACAUUCAUACAUGCAUCAUGCAUAAAUCAUAUCAUAUCUGUUUCUUUCUGCAGGAAAGUUAUCCAGAUUCAAAUGCUCCCUAGAGAGCAAUAUUCGCCUAGUCAUUACAGGCGCUUAUCCUGAUGUUUUGAAUCAGAAGAGGAUUGUUCUACUUAUUUUCUGGCAUAGCUCAGAUCAGUUCAAAGACAUCCCUAUUCCCGAUGCCCCCAGAUCGGUGGAAGAUAUUUGUUCCUAUCCUGAUAUCCAGCUCAGUUGAAGGAACCGCCUCCGGAUCUCUAUAGAUCUUCCGAAGGAGCAAGCCCUCUGAUACAUCAGAUCAGUUGGAAAUAUCUACUCCCUGACGAUUUAGUUCGUUCAGAAGAAGAAACUCGCCUGCCCAGUCCUGAUGCCUAACCAUCAGUUGAAGACGUUUUCUUUACCCGGCGUACACAGUUCGGAAGAGAUAUCUGUUCCUAUCCUAAUAUUCAGAUUCAGAUUAGUUGAAGGAACCGCCUCCGGAUCUCCCAAGAUCUUACGAAGGAGCAAGCCACUGAUAUCAUCAGAUCAGAUGGAGAUGUCUGCCUGAUCGACUUUGUCUUUCAGAUGAAGAUUGUCCUACUUAUUUUCUAGCAUCAUGUCUAGAUCAGUUUAAAGGCAUUCUUUCCCCGGCGUACACAGUUCGGAAGAGAUAUUGUUCCUAUCCUGAUUUCCAGUUCAGUCGAAGGAACCGCCUCCGGAUCCCCGUGGUCUUACUAAGGAGCUAGCCGCUAAUUCUCAGAUUAGUAGGAAUAUCUACCUGAUGAUUUAAUUGCAUCAGAAGAGAUGUCUGCCCAGAUUCCCAGAUCAUGAUUCCCAGAUCAGAGAUACUUAUUACCCGUUGAUAUUCAGAUCAACCGAUGUAUCUCCUUCGAUUCCCAGAUCGACUUAAGACAUCUAUCCCGAUGCAUGUUCGGAGACAUCUGCUACGCCUGAUAUUCAGAUCAGUCGAGAUGUUCCUUCUCUUGAUGCCCAAAUCAUUUGAAGUGUUUCCCCUGCCUGUGGGUGCCCGUUCCUCCUUUUUCACAAGUUGGAGCAUAUUUAUUAUCCGGAUCAAUCGAAGUUUUUUCUCCCUGCCUGCGGGGUGGUACAUUCCUUCUUAUUACAAGACGGAAUCUUCUAUUGAUCAAGAGUGCAAAUUUUCGAGUUCAUUCUGGUAUUCAAUCUCCUUCCACCUCAACGGUUCGAAACCUUCGUUUCUCACUCGUCAGGUUCAAGAAGUUUGAAUAGGGGCAGCUGUUGCACCCCAAAAUUUGCCCUCUUUAUUUGAGCUAUAAGUUAAUAAUGACGUUUAUUUCGUCAUUCAAAAAUUGAAGAAAUAAUAAAGAGUUUUCAUGGGUUUAAGAAGAUACGGUGUGAAAAAUGGUUUAAACAGUGCAAAUACGAGAAAAUUCACAAGUCCCAUUUGGAAGGUGAUAUGAGCUAAGUUCCUGCGUAAUCUCGACUAUUUCGACGAUAUCUACAACUUUCGUGUUCGGCUCGGAAGCCAAUUUUUUGAGGAAGGUUGUCAGAUUUGCAAAUUACUUGAGGUUUUGCAGUGAAAAACGGUGCUGAAUGUAGGGUUUUCGGACAAUAAAAAAUUCAUAUCUCACAAUCCGCUCGUCGGAUUUUCUUGAAAAUUUAACUGGAGCUCCGUACUAUCAUUACCAAGAUUUUAUAUGUUCGGACCGAAGACCAAUUAUGCACCAAAAAUUCCCAGCAUUUUGAAGAACGCCUUGAUUUUUCAGUGAAAAGUGUGCUUUCGGGUAUGUCGCGCCGAGUUCGAAAAUUCAUAACUUUUUCGAUUUUUAUCGUAUGAAGUCCAUUCCGGCGGCAUUCACUCGGAAAUUUCGUUAUCUUCGAUUCUUCGUCACACGUGCUAAGUCAGAUUUCGAGCCGAAGUUUGAGUUUUAUCACGUUCUUUGAGCGGUACGCACAAAAAUUCUGCACAGUCGCACCAGAUGAACCGAUUUUUCUCGUCAUUCAAACGCGCAUAAUUUUCUCACCGUUUGUCGGAUUGAGACGAUUCUCGCGGCUACGAGUCACAAAUUUGGUCACCUUCGCAGUGAUGUUCGUUUUAUUUCCGAAUUUCGCACCGAUUCACGUUUCCCCGAAAACGAGCAAAAAAGAGAUACGUCGGGGGCAUUUUUGACAUUUCACCUCUUACCCUAUAUAAGUCAUUUUCCCUCCUUUUCUUUCAUAAUUCCACUUUUACCAAAAAUCACACAAACAAAAACCAAUUCUCACUCACUUCUCUCUAAGAUCAAAAUACCAAAAAAAUAUAGAAAAAAGGGAAGAACACUAUGAACUUCAUAGAAUUCCUCAAGAACACGUAAAGAAAAAGUUUCAGAUCUCUUUCUGAACUCUCUUUUUCCGAUCGCACAUCACUUGUCUCCACACGGUGACCGCGGCACAUCCCUCCGGCGAUUGUCUUCCGACACGACUUCCCCCUCCGGUGCGAAUUCACUUUCCGGUGCAGCAAGCUUCCGACGCGGCAUCUUCCACUUCGUACUUCCGAUCACUUUCUCGUCAUUUCGAUUACGGUAAUUCAAUUCUUGGAACUUUGACCUCGCUUUAGAACUUUGAUCUUGCUUUUGAAGUAAUGUAGUUGUGUCGUGGAUAAUGCUUAAUACUCAUUGCUAUUAGUAAUUAGAAAAGUGAAUUUGAAUUACUUGCUGUUCAUUUUGUGAUGGUGCGGAAAGUUGAUAGGAGUCAUAGUUUGUACGUGAAUUGUAUCACUUGAAUGGAUGAGCAUUCAUGAGUUGAUUGUUUGUUCACAAAUAAGCAUGCUAGGUGCUUGUAUUAAUGCUUGUAUGAACUGUCGGCAUUGCAAAUUGAUCAUUACUAAUUGAUUGAUGCUUAUUGUCAUGUGUUGAUGACGUUGUUUCAAUUUGUUGAACAAUUGAGUGGAGGUGGAGAUUGAAAUUGAAUUUUUGUAUUACUAAUUGUUAGAUAUUGAUGAGAAUUAGAUGAUGAUUUUGUUGUUGAUUGGUAAUGAUAAUAAUUGUUGUUGUGUUUAGUUGAUGAUAAUUCGAAUUGAUGAGAUGAUCUUGACCUGAGUACAUGAGUUCAGUUGAUGAUUAGGUUGUUUUGAUGAUAGUUCAUGAAUGUUAAUGCUCUUACUCCACUUGCUGGUUUGUUUGGUAAGCAUGAAUAUUUUUUAUAUGAGAUUUGUGAAGAUAAAUGUUGGCUGAUGUGGUUGUAAUUUGUUGAUGAAGCACUUGUUGAUAAUUGAUUAAUUUUGUUGUCCAAAUUGCGUGGUGAUGUUGAGUGGUAUGUGGAGUUGGAUGGUUGAACCAAGUUGCUGUCAUUUCUUGUAGAUUAUUUGAAAUAUGAUAAACAUUGGUUAUGUCAGCUUCAUGAGACAAUAUGCUAACUUGUUCAUUUUUUUCAAUUUGUGCUAAAAAUGUGUUUUAGUCAUAACUCUCUAACCGUAUGGAGUUUUCUGGAUUUUUUUUAAUGAAAACCGAUUUUCUCGAACAUUCCAAAGCUCUCCACGCGUACGGUUUCUCGAUUCGGACAAAAUUCGGUCCAGUUUCGGGUGGUCUGCCCUGUUACGGGUUUGUGAUAUUUUACCGAAAUUUUGGCCAAACCGAUUCGAUUUUCAUGUUUUCAUUUGUUUGAUGGUGUCAUGUUAUUGAAUGUGUGUUGUUCUUAAUGAUGGAUGUAUUGAUAUCGUGAUUUCGAAUAGUUGACUCAAGAAGAAACUUGAUCCUAAGCAUGGUGUCAUUUGUUAAGAGUUUGAUGCUACUUGAAAAGAACAUGUCUCAUGCUAAAAUCAACUUGCGGAUUGUGUGAUGUUUUGCGCUAGACAUUGUACAUAGAUGCUGGAAUUUUGGUGUUGUUUUAGUGAUUGAUAAUGUGAAUUGUAUUGCUCAUUUGGUGGACAUUUGAUGCUGGAAAUUUCUAUGUUGGUUGGUGGUAUUGUUGACAUGUAAUUUGAGAGAACGGUGAAUUUCAAUUGUGUUGAAAUGCUGAAAAUUAAUCGGUACCAUGCUUAUGUGAAUGUUGUGCAUUUGUCCUGAAUGUUAGUAACACUUGAUGCUUAAUUGUGGAGAACUUUAUUUGUUAAGGAUUUGAUACUUUGUGCUUACUUGAAACUAUGCUUGAUUCUAAUUUCCAACAUGUCAAUUAUAUGCUAUCUUGUGCAAAGUACCAUGAACCAUUUUCUUGUGUUUAGAUGUGUUUCUAAGUAACUUUUUGGGACUGUUUUAGAGCAUCUCAAUGCAGAAUUUUUGGUUGUGUAGUUGUUGGUGCACUUCAUCAUUUUGUUGACUCAUGGGAAUGUAGAAACUAAAAGAAAUUGUUGUGCAUUUGGCUUAUGAUUUAGUCAUGGAUACAAAAUGAGAAUAGAGCUUGUUUGAUUGAUUAAGUGAUGUUGUUGAGUGCUGAUUUUUUCUGUUAUGACAUGAAUGCUAUCCUCUUUUUCCCUCAUUUUUGCAAAUAGACGCGGUACGUCGGCUUUGAUUGAAAAUGUUACAACUUUAGAACCGCUUAUCAUUUUUAAGCAUGUGAUUAGUGUUUCUUGAGUGGAAUAUGAUUUUCGGAACUGUUAGAACAGUUUAUUUUCGGUUUCGGCCGACUUUUUCCACCAAUUCCGCUUCUGCCCCGUCUUGAAAGUCGCGCUUCCAGGCCGAUUUUGUAAAUUCUAAUUGCAUAUUUGACUUCUUUAGCAUGUUUUAACCUUGCAAUAAAAUUUUGGCUUAAUUCUGACGAGUUUAGUUUUCACUGUUUUUACCCGGUUUCGCCGUUUCGGUGUACCGUUGUGCAUGUAAAUACUUGUGUUGGCUUCCGUAGUUUUAGUGUACAUAUUUGAUUUGCUUUUGAAUGCUAUCCCACGUUUCUUCUUGUUUGCUUUUGUUAUGUUUUCACUUUCUAUUCCGUUAUCCGUUUCCGGUUCAGCUUAUAAUUCAAUAACGCAAUUCCGAUUGCGGUGCUUUGUUAUCUCUAACGUGUGUGCUAGUAUGCAAGGCAACAUGGAGGCUCUGGUCGAUGCCCGCUCUCGUGUUCCGCUUUAUUUGCGGGACACGACAUUUAUCCUCUCUCUGAUUCGCGUUUCUACACGCAUCCUUUAUCAUUAUACUUGCUUGUCCGGAUUUCUGUUUCCCUUGCAGGUGUAUGGUAUUCGUUGUGCCCGAUGCACACGUUGGCGCGUGAUUUACUUUCAUCGCGCCGACUCUUGAUUGCUUAUGCGGAUUCUAAUCGGAGUGCUGACAUGUUUGCUGU